Hymenoscyphus albidus is the source of this 252-nucleotide messenger RNA. The record is from the annotation of a GenBank genome assembly. Lineage: Eukaryota; Fungi; Ascomycota; Leotiomycetes; Helotiales; Helotiaceae.
AUGGAGGAGAUUGCUGGAGGGGCUGAAGGAUGGUGGAAAUUUCGCCUCCCUUCGAAUGACCAUGAUUUGACCGAGGAAGAUGACGCUUUGCGAGAGGCAGAGCGUGAUGGGGAUGGACGUCAAGCUGACAAGAUACAAAUCAUGAGGAGAGCAAAGAUACUGCGAGCUCGGGAUGCGGACAGGAAUCGGGCUAAACGAGAUGCGGAGAUAAAAAGGUUGAGAAGGAGGGCAAAGCUUGAUAGAGCAAAGUAG